This is a messenger RNA of Brassicogethes aeneus, 436 nucleotides long. Lineage: Eukaryota; Metazoa; Arthropoda; Insecta; Coleoptera; Nitidulidae. The record is from the annotation of a GenBank genome assembly.
AAACCAUCAAAAUUCCAGUAAAAUGCAUUCUAAGGGCCAUUUAAUAGCAGUUAUUGCAGACGAAGACACGUGCGUCGGGUUUCUUCUUGGAGGAAUUGGAGAAAUGAACAGCAAACACGAAGUAAACUUUUUCGUUGUCGAUCAACAAACCGAAGACACGGUCAUACAUGAACGGUUCAUGAGUUUCUUCAAAAGAAAAGAUAUUGAUCUUAUUUUAAUUACAUACGACGUGGUGGACAAAAUUCGGGAUACGGUGGAUAAAUAUAGAACCAAUUUAAUACCCGCAAUUUUGGAAAUACCCUCUAAAACAAGGGAAUUUGAUCCCAAUACGGAUAUAGUUUAUCAGACUGCUAUUAAGAAUGUUGGCACAGAAGGUGAUAAAAAUUAAAAACCAAAAAAAUUCAAGAACGACAAUGAAGGUACUUGUUUUGUGGAA